GUGGGCAGGCUGCUCCUCAGCACAACUCACCCCGAGGCCCCGCCAAGCCACCCCACCCCGGGGGAGCUCACCAUGUUGUUGUGGGUGCCACAGGCACUGCUGGUCUUGCUUCUACCCACGCUCCUGGCACAGGGAGAAGCCAGGCGCUGGAGGCAUCGCCAGCCCCAGAACGCCUCCAGGCCGGCUCUGCUGAGGCUGUCAGAUCACCUCCUGGCCAACUACGAGAAGGGCGUGCGGCCCGUGCGGGACUGGAGGAAGCCCACCACCGUGGCCAUCGACGUCAUUAUCUAUGCCAUCCUCAGCGUGGAUGAGAAGAACCAGGUUCUGACCACCUACAUCUGGUACCGGCAGUACUGGACAGAUGAGUUUCUCCAGUGGAACCCCGAGGACUUUGACAACAUCACCAAGCUGUCCAUCCCCACUGAGAGCAUCUGGGUCCCGGACAUUCUCAUCAAUGAGUUUGUGGACGUGGGGAAGUCUCCAAGCAUCCCGUACGUGUACGUUGGGCAUCACGGCGAGGUCCAGAACUACAAGCCCCUCCAGGUGAUGACCGCCUGUAGCCUCGACAUCUACAACUUUCCCUUCGAUGUGCAAAACUGCUCCCUGACCUUCACCAGCUGGCUGCACACCAUCCAGGACAUCAACAUCUCCCUGUGGCGCUUGCCGGAAAAGGUGAAGCUCGACAAGACCCUCUUCAUGAACCAGGGCGAGUGGGAGCUUCUGGGGGUGCUGACCCAGUUCCGGGAGUUCAGUAUGGAAGACAGCAACCAUUAUGCAGAAAUGAAGUUCUACGUGGUCAUCCGCCGGCGGCCCCUGUUCUAUGCGGUCAGCCUGCUGCUGCCCAGUAUCUUCCUCAUGCUCAUGGACAUCGUGGGCUUCUACCUGCCUCCAGACAGUGGCGAGAGGGUCUCCUUCAAGAUCACGCUCCUCCUGGGCUACUCGGUCUUCCUGAUCAUCGUGUCGGACACGCUGCCGGCCACCGCCAUUGGCACUCCCCUCAUUGGGGUCUACUUUGUCGUGUGCAUGGCGCUGCUGGUGAUGAGCUUGGCCGAGACCAUCUUCAUCGUGCGGCUGGUACACAAGCAGGACUUGCAGCAGCCCGUGCCCGCCUGGCUGCGGCGCCUGGUUCUGGGGCAGGUGGCCCUGCUCCUUUGCCUAGGCGAGCAGCCGGCUUCUCGAAGGUCCCCAGCCACCUCCCCAGCCCCCAAGACCGAUGACUGCCCAGACAUGGGAAGCCCCUGCAACCACUUGGGAGUCCCCCGGGACUUGGAGAAGACCCCGAGGGGCCAAGGCAGCCCGCCCCCACCCCCGCGGGAGGCCUCGCUGGCUGUGCGAGGGCUGUUGCAGGAGCUGGUCUCCAUCAGGCGCUUCCUGGAGAAAAGAGACGAGAGCCGAGAGGUGGCCCGGGAGUGGCUGCGCGUGGGCUCGGUGCUGGACAGGUUGCUCUUCCGAAUCUACCUGGUGGCAGUGCUGGCCUACAGCAUCACCCUCAUCAUUCUGUGGUCCAUCUGGCAGUACUCUUGAGUGGGCACCGCCCAGCAGGGGUGUGGGGGUGUCAGGCACUGGUUAGAAUGGGGAGGAGAGAAUUUCAGGGCCCAGAGGAUGCCACAGAUGUUUUCAAGACCCUGUCCAAAGCCAGUGUGUCUCAGAAACUAAGCCAGGGCUGUGACUCUUCCCCAGAAAGCUUGGCAUUCAAGACCCUUUAACCUCCCGCCUCCCCCCACCCCCCACCAACUUAUCAUGGCUUUAAAACAUGCUGUCUUAGAUCAGGACAAACCAAGGUAUUCCCUAACUUCAUUCUAUUGAUCUGUGCAUCAAGCCUUGGUUUCCCCCUUGUCACCUCCCUGCAUGUGGCACUUUGGACUUCUGCUCAUCUCCCUCAACUUUGGUUUUAGAUUCGAGGCAAACCAACUCGUUGCUACACAGGGCUGAUAACCCCAUUAGGUUUAUCCGACCCUAAUGUCUCCUUCUCCACCUCAC
This is a messenger RNA of Zalophus californianus (California sea lion), 1980 nucleotides long. It is a transcript of the gene HTR3A, whose product is annotated as 5-hydroxytryptamine receptor 3A. Gene Ontology annotation, molecular function: extracellular ligand-gated monoatomic ion channel activity; transmembrane signaling receptor activity; neurotransmitter receptor activity. The transcript has 9 exons. NCBI's taxonomy places the organism in Eukaryota, Metazoa, Chordata, Mammalia, Carnivora, Otariidae. Gene Ontology annotation, biological process: nervous system process; regulation of membrane potential; signal transduction. The record is from RefSeq and is a predicted model, not a curated record. Gene Ontology annotation, cellular component: postsynaptic membrane; neuron projection; synapse. The coding region runs from base 73 to 1524 and encodes 483 amino acids.